UAAAGCCCAGCUAACCUUGGAAAUACUCGACAAUACUCUCUCUCUAUCUCUCUCUCUCUCUCUCUCUCUCUCCGUGUAAAGCUCUUAGGGCCUUCUUGCGGCUCCAUGACAAACACCAUGGCAGAAGUUCUGAGUGAGGAACAGGUUGUCGAGUUUAAAGAAGCUUUUGGUCUGUUUGACGGAGAUGGAGAUGGUUGCAUUACUCUUGAAGAAUUGGCGACUGUUAUCCGGUCAUUGGAUCAAAAUCCAACGGAGGAGGAGCUUCAGGACAUGCUAAGCGAAGUUGACGCUGAUGGAAAUGGGACCAUAGAGUUUGCAGAGUUCUUGAACCUAAUGGUCAAGAAGAUGAAGGAGACUGAUGCAGAGGAGGAGCUUAAAGAAGCCUUCAAAGUAUUUGACAAGGACCAAAAUGGGUUUAUAUCAGCUAGUGAGUUGAGGCAUGUAAUGAUCAAUCUUGGUGAAAAGCUGACGGAUGAAGAGGUGCAACAAAUGAUCAGAGAGGCAGACCUAGAUGGUGAUGGACAGGUCAACUACGAAGAAUUUGUCAAAAUGAUGAUGGCCAUCGGAUAACCAAUUACGUACUCGAUCGACGGACAAAAUGGUCGAUUGAAGAAAUUUCUUAUUCAAAUUCAUUAUUUUCCAACCUUGUUUCCCGCCAAAAAUAAGUGUGCAUGUUUAAUUAAUUACUUCUCGUGUUUAAUUUGUUGUAGUUGUUGAUGAAUUAUAAGUAUGUACGUCAUGAAUUACCAAAAUUACCAAAAUCUAGAUUCUAUUCUUUGUUUUCUUGUUGAAUAUUUUAUUACGUGUGAUUCAGA
Messenger RNA from Carya illinoinensis, 815 nucleotides. RefSeq names its product calmodulin-like. NCBI's taxonomy places the organism in Eukaryota, Viridiplantae, Streptophyta, Magnoliopsida, Fagales, Juglandaceae. The transcript has 4 exons. Gene Ontology annotation, molecular function: enzyme regulator activity; calcium ion binding. The record is from RefSeq and is a predicted model, not a curated record. Bases 106 to 570 code for a protein of 154 amino acids.